Balaenoptera musculus (blue whale) is the source of this 5475-nucleotide messenger RNA. It is a transcript of the gene CLCNKA, whose product is annotated as chloride voltage-gated channel Ka. NCBI's taxonomy places the organism in Eukaryota, Metazoa, Chordata, Mammalia, Artiodactyla, Balaenopteridae. Gene Ontology annotation, cellular component: membrane. The record is from RefSeq and is a predicted model, not a curated record. Gene Ontology annotation, biological process: chloride transport; transmembrane transport. Gene Ontology annotation, molecular function: voltage-gated chloride channel activity. The transcript has 24 exons. Bases 3040 to 5103 code for a protein of 687 amino acids.
UUGAACCUGGGCCCCCUGCAGUGGGAGCACAGAGUCUUAACCACUGUGCCGCCAGGGAAGUCCCCCAAGUCUUGGUCUUGAUGGAGCCAGAGACAGUGUGGGUGAACUGGGGGUGUCAGGAUCCAAAUCUAAAUGAAAUAACAGGCCUCUGAAUGAGCCCUUCUGGGCAUUUUCAAUGCAUGGCAUAUGUGGGCUAGAGUCAACCACCAUGUGCCAAGCCCCUUAAGUGAAUUACAGAACAACCACAGCAGGUAGAUCCUAUUAAGCACCAUUUUAUGGUGCAACAGAGGCACAGAGAGGUUAAGUUACUUACUCAAGAUCACAAAGCUCAGAAGCAGCAGAGCCAAGAUUUGAAGCCAGGCGGUGUGACUCCAGAGUCCGCAAUUGACCCUCCACCCUUUACUGAGGCUUCUUAGCUUUUUAAAAAAUUCUACAAACAUUUACUUAGCUCCUUUCCCAUGCCAGGCUUGGGAGCAAGAGGGCAGAAUAAGGCAUCUUCUGCCAUUGCAGAACUGGAAUCCAAGGCAGACUGGGAAGAGGAUGGGGGUAGGGGGGAGAUGGAGGGGUACAAUGUUGGAGGUGGGUCAGGGAAGGGUGGCCUGGGGAUGGGGGCUUGGUCUGGUAGAGAAGCUCUGGCCUGAAGUUCUAGAGUCCUGGGUCUUCACCUCAUCUCUGCCACUGACUUGCUGUGUGACGCUGGGCAAGAUCCUACCCUUCCCUGGGCCUAGGUCCUACCAUCAAAGCAUGAGGAGUUUGGAGUGACUCCCAGAGGACACAGGGCUGGCCAACCAAGCCUCAGGGUCUGCCCUCACCCCCAGGCAUGUCCUCCUUUCAUCUGAAUUUGAGCUUCUUUUAAAGACAAGUUUUGGACCUAGGGUUCUUUGGGCUCUGUCUGUGACUCCGAGCUGGUAGCUCUGGAGGGCUUUCUGGAGGAGGAGGCUUUUGGCCUGGGCUAGGACUUUGAAAGUGAUGGAACCUCCUAAGUCCUCCACACCCCUCUGGCACCACCUGACCUGGACCUUCUUCCAGGUCUCUAGCCCUAGAAGGCUGCAUCUUUUCAACCUCCUCGGCCUCCUGUCCACCCCCACUCUAAAAGCUGUAAGAUGUAGGAGUUCCCCUUCCCUCUACAGGAAGGGAGCAGGGGAGCUGCCUCGGCCCUUUGGUGGUGGGGGACUGAUCUGGGGUGACCCAGCAGAGGACCUUCUAGAGUCACAGACAAUGAUUCAAAUUCCAACCAUACCACUUCCAAGCUGGGUGACCUUGGGCCAGUUGCUUGACCUCUCUGAACCUCCUGUCCUCCUUGGUACCUACCUUGCGUUUGCGAUUGUUGUGGGGAUGAGCAUGUGUUUGGCACACACUAGGUGCUCAAUGGAUGGGGCUGCUAUAAUUAUUCUUCACGGGGCGGGGGCGGGGCCCAGGGCCCGCAGCCAGGCCUAUAUUUAGCCUAGAAAGUGUGGGGGGCCAGUGGAGACAAAGCGUGGCGGCCAGCCCAGGCGCCAGGGGGCGGAGCCAGCGAAAGAAAGCCUGCAGUCCCCACGUCCCCGCCCUCCUCUUCCGCAGGGUCACCUUGGCAGGAGGGCACCUUCACUCUAGACGUGCCCCGUCCCCAGCGGCCGCUCUGUCCGCGGAGCAGCCCUCACCUCUAAAACCGGGAUCUGGGGAGGGGGCUGCUGGGGCCUGCGGGGUGGGGAGUAUUCGGUCCCACUAGGGAAAUGCCCCCUUUCCCAGCCCAGCUUCCUGCCAGCCCGGCCCAGGGAGGGACGCCGCUGGGGUCGGGACGCCAAGGUGAGCCUGACCCCAAGUGGGGGUCGAGGGAAGGGGAAAGUUGGUCUGGCUCCUCCCCCCAACUCCUCGCCGAUGAGUGUCGGGCUGCAAAUAGCCCAGUGGAAUCAGUGAGUCACAGAGGCUGGAAAUACCGCGCCCCCCCUUCCCUCCCCUCCUCCCGUCUGCACCGAGCUGCGCUGAGGAGCGCCUGGAUCUCCGAUUUCAGUAGCGCCUGGGGGUGUGUGUGAGUCCCUCCAAAGGGUACUCAGACUCCCUGAACCAGUCAGCUUCCCAGCCAGGUUUCAGCCGGGCUAUGCCCCUGGGGCUGUGUGACCCUAGGCUAGCCACUCGGCCUCUCUGGUCCUUAGAACCCAUCUGGUACGAGAUAGGCUUCAAGAGCAACCCAGUGCAGCUGGCCCAACUUUGGUGUCCCUGUGCCUGGGACAGUGCCUGGCAGGUAGUAGCAGGGGCUGGCAGUUGGAAGAGAAGGCGAUGCAAGGUUUUUCAGAGAAAUAAUUCCCAGAUUAUUGCCCUGGUGGACCUGGGAGCCAAAGGAGGAGGCCGAAGGACACCCACAUUUCUGUGAGGUCUUGAACUUUGCUUGAGCUACCACCCCUGCCCCCAAAUCUCAAGAAAGAUCAGCUCCGGUUCCUCCUCCUCCAUGGAGCCCUCUCUGAUUGCUGCAGCCCACACAGGGGGGCCUGCCCAGAUGCCCGCUGUACCAACUGGCUUUGCCCACCCCAGCACCUGAAUCCCGGGACAGAAGGAGCUUCAGAGAUGAUCCAAUGCCUUGAAUCCCAUACCUGCCAGGGCAUCCCAAUCACUUGGAGGGACUUUCAACAAACACAGACUCUUCUCAUGUACCCCAAGAUUCUGAUCUGGGGUCUUGGGAAGGGACCAGGAAUAGGCUCCCAUCAGGUCCCCACUCAGCCAGCCCACAGGCCAGUGUUCGGAAACCACUCAUCACUCAGCAGUUUCCUGAUGCUCACAGGGCCGGAGGUGAGGGUGUGGACGUGCGGUGCUGGCUGGCUGGCUGAUGCCGGCUAUGAGUUGGAGCCAGCAGCUACCCGAGACCAGAGACGGGUUUGGGAUGUCAACAGGGCGGCCAAUUAUCCUGUUACUAUACACAGGUGCACCUGAGCUGCAAACAAAGGACUCUCUGUCAGAGGAGGGCUGCCUGGGGCCACAGCAGAGCGGACUGACAGAGGUGAGGGGCCGCCGGGUGCAGAGCUGGGGCAGGGACUUGGAUGGAACCUGCCAGGACCAGGGGACCUGAUGGAGGAGCUGGUAGGGCUUCGUGAGGGCUCCUCGGGGAAUCCUGUGACACUUCAGGAGCUAUGGGGCCCGUGUCCCCGCAUCCGCCGAGGCAUCCGAGGUGGCCUCGAGUGGUUGAAGCAGAAGCUGUUCCGCAUGGGUGAGGACUGGUACUUCCUGAUGACCCUUGGGGUGCUCAUGGCCCUGAUCAGCUACACCAUGAGCUUCACUGUCGGGCGUGUGGUCCGAGCACACAAGUGGCUGUACCGGGAGAUUGGGGACAGCCACCUACUCCGGUAUCUCUCCUGGACCGUGUACCCUGUGGCCCUGGUCUCCUUCUCCUCAGGCUUUUCCCAGAGCAUCACGCCCUUCUCGGGAGGUUCUGGAAUUCCGGAGCUGAAGACCAUUCUGUCGGGCGUGGUCUUGGAGGACUACUUGGAUAUCAAGAACUUCGGGGCCAAGGUGGUGGGCCUCACCUGCACCCUGGCCACGGGCAGCACCAUCUUCCUGGGCAAAGUGGGCCCCUUCGUGCACCUGUCUGUGAUGAUCGCUGCCUACCUGGGCCGCAUGCGCACCAAGGCCAUUGGGGAGUCUGAGAACAAGAGCAAGCAGAACGAAAUGCUGGUGGCGGCAGCGGCGGUGGGCGUGGCCACAGUGUUCGCAGCGCCCUUCAGCGGCGUCCUGUUCAGCAUCGAGGUCAUGUCCUCCCACUUCUCGGUCUGGGAUUACUGGAGGGGCUUCUUCGCUGCCACCUGUGGGGCCUUCAUGUUCCGCCUCCUGGCUGUCUUCAACAGCGAGCAGGAGACCAUCACCUCCCUCUACAAGACCAGUUUCCGGGUAGAUGUCCCCUUUGACCUGCCAGAGAUCUUCUUUUUUGUGGCGCUGGGGGCCAUCUGUGGCAUCCUGAGCUGUGCUUACCUCUUCUGUCAGCGAACGUUCCUCAGCUUUGUCAAGACCAAUCGGGCCCUCUCCAAACUGCUGGCCACCAGCAAGCCUCUGUAUUCGGCUCUGGCGGCCUUGGUUCUCGCCUCCAUCACCUAUCCCCCUGGCGUGGGCCGCUUCAUGGCUUCUCGGCUGUCCAUGAGGGAGCAUCUGGACUCACUGUUCGACAAUAACUCGUGGGCGCUGAUGACCCGGAACUCGUCCCCACCCUGGCCCUCGGAGCCCGACCCACAGAACCUAUGGUUCGAAUGGUACCACCCACGGUUCACCAUCUUUGGGACCCUCACCUUCUUCCUGGUUAUGAAGUUCUGGAUGAUAAUUCUGGCCACCACAAUCCCCAUGCCCUCUGGGUACUUCAUGCCCAUAUUUAUCUUCGGAGCUGCCAUUGGGCGCCUCAUAGGGGAGGCCCUCUCUGUUGCCUUCCCAGAGGGCAUCGUGGCUGGAGGGGUCACCAACCCCAUCAUGCCUGGGGGGUAUGCCCUGGCAGGGGCUGCGGCUUUCUCAGGGGCUGUGACCCACACCAUCUCCACAGCAUUGCUGGCCUUCGAGCUGACUGGCCAGAUGGUGCACGCACUACCUGUGCUGAUGGCGGUGCUGGCGGCCAACGCCAUCGCCCAGAGUUUCCAGCCCUCCUUCUAUGACGGCACCAUCAUUGUCAAGAAACUGCCAUACCUUCCGUGGAUCCGGUGCCGAAAAAUCAGCUCUCACCAUGUAAUUGUGGAGCACUUCAUGAACCGUACCAUCACCACGCUGGCCAAGGACACACCGCAGGAGGAGGUGGUCAAGGUCGUGACCGCCACAGACACUGCCGAGUACCCCCUGGUGGAGAGCACAGAGUCUCAGAUACUGGUGGGCACCGUGCAAAGGGCACAACUGGUGCAGGCCCUCCAGGCUGAGCCAUCCUCCUGGGUUCCAGGACACCAGCAGUGUCUGCAAGACAUCUUGGCUGGGGGCUGCCCUGUGGAGCCAGUGACCCUGAAGCUGUCCCCGGAGACCUCCCUGCACCAGGCACACAACCUCUUCGAGCUGUUGAAACUUCAGUCCCUCUUCGUGACGUCUCAUGGCAGAGCUGUGGGCUUCGUGUCUUGGGUGGAGUUGAAGAAAGCAAUUUCCAACCUGACAAACCCUCCGGCCCCAAAGUGAGCCAGCCUGGCAAGAUGAAACAGGGCCCCUCAGCUGCCCUGGUGAAGGAGAUGGGGCGGAGACGCUGCCUCUCCCCGCUCCCCAUCAUAACGCACCCCUCCCCUCCAGCCCAGCUCAACUCCUUGGCAAAGUAGGCAGCUAAGCUAGCACUGAAGAGGCCCCAUAGUCACCACGUCCCAUUCUCCAUGAAACAAGUGCUACCUGCCUUGAAGGACAAAUCCCCCUCUGGACAGAACUCAGAAUGCAAGACAGCAGAAAACCAGCAUAUGGUGUGUGCUCCAUGAAAGAAUCAAAUUCACGAAUGAAGACAUUGGUAUAUUCUGUUGCCAAGGGCACGCAGAGAUGCCCUCUGAGGGUUGUAUGACUCCCACU